AUGAGAAGGGCAGUUUCCAAAUUCAUCCCAGGGAAACUCGCCAGGCCCCCGGGCCACGACUCCUCCUUCCCACUGUACAAGAUUGACUCCAGCUCCGUGGAUGACUUCUACAUCUCCCUAGACUCCCCCCACAAGUCGUGGCUCCCCGGUGAGGAGAUCUCCGGCCAGGUGAUUCUCAUUCUGAAAAAGCACUUGGCCAACAUCGCCAUUGAGUUCUGCCUUGCUGGCUACAUCAAGAUCAACGCCCUGCCCCACCUGAAGCUCAAGACCGUGAAAAGAACACUCUUCAACCACAACAUCAGAAUAUACGGGCCCGACCCGGACCUGCCCAGGCCGAACGACAACGACGAGUUCGUCAACGGCCUCUACAAGGGCGAGCACCGUUUCCCCUUCAUCGUCAAGCUCCCGAAAAAACGUAUUUUCACCAGUAUAGACUUUGGCAAGGGCGCCAUCGAGUACGUGCUCAAGACAUCCUUGCGCUCUGCCGACGACCCCAUCUCCUCCAAUUCGCCGUGCGAUAGCCCUGGCGCCGUGUCAACCGACUUUCUUGCCAAAGCCCGCCAUUUAACCCGCUUCAACGGCGCUGCCUACACCUCCGAGAAGAUCAUCAGCCUUGUGAAUCCUAUAGACGUUGCGGACCUACCGCCGCCCAAGCCCAAGCGCCUCAUCAUCAAUGACCCGAGACGCAACAGGAAACUACUGAGAGUCGAGAGCUCCACCUCCACCAUCAACACUUUUUCAACGUUAUCCUCCAAUAACUCAGACACUGAUUCCAACGUCAACUUGGGCCUACCCAGCAAUGGGCCUGCAACCACUACCUUGACCCUGCCUCCUAGCCAUACCGGAAACACGCCGACUUCGUUGCACAAUGCUCAUGUCAGCCCCGGGAAUUCCGCCCCUUCAAGUUUCUCGCCUUCUCUGAACGCUGACCACUCCAAACUGAAUAACAUCAGAGUGUCCAUGGAACUACCGCAAAGUGGCUUUCUUCGAGGCGAACUCAUACCGAUAAAGCUCAACAUUCAUCAUUUGAAAAAAAUACAAGAUACAAAGGGGAUUAUCGUCACUUUGGUGCGUGUUUGCAGGCUCGACUACGGACCCGACGGCCUCUACGAGUCGUUUAGAAAGGACUUGCUGCAACUGGUAAUUCCGUUAUUUGUAGACCCAAACACGUUCCAGUCGGAAAUCAACACAAGUUUGCGGGUCCCUCCGGACGCUUUUCCUACAAUAUCAGGUUGCUCCAUGGUCAGCUUCCAAUACUUUAUCGAGGUGAUGCUCAAUCUUUCUGGGAAAUCUUUGAGUGUUGAUGGUCCCAGUGACCAUCCCAAAUCUAACUUAGCGCCUUCAGACGACAUGUUAUCGGCGGGUCCCGGCAUUUCUCCUGGAAACCAAGGCAACUACACAUACCAUGCAUAUCAAAACCGCUCAGAGUUCAUCAACACAGACAAAUUCAAGCGCCUGAAGAAGUUUCUUCAAAUUACUUCCGAGGUGGUUAUCGGCACUCAUAGGCUGGACAAACUGUCGACAACAGUGACUCCACCUGGAGGGCUGAAUCCACACCUCGCGAACGGUACAAGAAGAUCGUCUUCGAGCUCCGCUUCGAACUCUGCAAGCCCUUCAACCCAAGCGCAUGCUCACAUUCAAACACCCCACACUGGCAAUGCCAAUGUCAUUCAUUCAAGGGUUGCUGCAUCGUCAAAUAUCGGCUCGAUUCCAGAGUCUUCCCCAAUGAACAAUUUCACUCCUCCUUAUUUAAGAGAUUCACAAGCGAUCUCUCCCCUGCAACUGUCUCCAUUGGCUAAUGCACCGACUUACGAGGACAUCAUUUCAGACGUUUCGUUGCCUCCUCAACCCAAUCUUUCUGAGAAGGAGCGCAUGAGGCUUCACGAGCAAAGUCUACUUCCUUCUGAACCCCAGUUUGACACCUCAGAUACGGAGGAUAGAGAGACUGUCAGCCCUGUAGACCCAAGACAUGACAUAUUGGAUGAUAUUGUGCAAAGCAACGGCUUGUCGAGCGAUACUGUUGCAAACAUUCAACAUGACGGUAGUAAUACCUUUCUUCCUUCCAACCCUGGGGGCCCCAGAACUCCACUGCAAGUUAUGCCCGAUCCAAUGAGCUCCAUGCCCAACAAUUUUGACAAUGAAACCUCCUUGUGGGAUCAGAACGAUUUGUACGAACCUUUCGGACAAGAAAAUGGUCAUGACACGUUUGGACCUAACGGUCCGCAUGAAUUUGUUCCAAACUAUGAUACAGCUACUAAUGAUCGAUUGGUUGUUCAGCACACAGAGAGACAAGAACAAGAGCAUUAA
Candidozyma auris is the source of this 2307-nucleotide messenger RNA. RefSeq names its product Rim8p (gene RIM8). Gene Ontology annotation, molecular function: protein-macromolecule adaptor activity; ubiquitin protein ligase binding. The transcript has a single exon. Bases 1 to 2307 code for a protein of 768 amino acids. The record is from RefSeq and is a predicted model, not a curated record. Gene Ontology annotation, cellular component: plasma membrane; cytosol; cytoplasm. Gene Ontology annotation, biological process: ubiquitin-dependent endocytosis. NCBI's taxonomy places the organism in Eukaryota, Fungi, Ascomycota, Pichiomycetes, Serinales, Metschnikowiaceae.